GAACAAAUGGUAAACGUCACGCGGCUGACCGGAAACGGCGUAUGAGUGGUCCCGGAAGUGACGACAAAACCUCGGUGAGCAUGCGUACGUUCAAAGCCCGCCGUUUCCGAUGCCGGAAUGCCAAACGUGACCGGUGUCAGCCAGCGCCACAUGUUAACCGGCGUCGUCGUGCGCGCCGCGUCGUCGCCGCUUUGUUCUCCAUUGUUUUCGCAACUAUCCAAGGUGAAAGGCAUUCGGCGAGAUGGACGACGAUGCGAAGUAUUUGGCGGAAUAUGCCAAGAGCGAUCGUUCCAAGUGUCAAUUAUGCAAGCAGCAAAUAAACAAGCUUAGCCUGAGACUCGCCGCCGUUGUUCAGAGCCCUGUUCAUGAUGGAAAAAUACCUAGAUGGUAUCAUUUCAAAUGCUUUUUUACUAAACAAAGGCCAAGUUCCACUGAUGAAAUAGGUCAUUUCGAUGAGAUUCGCAAUGAGGAUCAAGAUAAAAUUCGAAAAAAACUUGAGGAAUCUCGUAAUGCGCCUCCAGCAAAAGGUAAAAAAAGAACAAAGGGUGGCAGUGGGGGUGGUUCUGGUGAUUUCAGAGUGGAAUAUGCAAAGUCCAGUAGAUCAACCUGUAUAGGAUGCCAAGAAAAAAUAAUAAAAGGUGAAACGAGAAUAUCGAAGAAGGAUUAUGAAACUGAGGAAGCUAGGAGAUACGGAGGUCUGGACAGAUGGCAUCAUGUGGAGUGUUUCGCAAAACUGAGAGCAGACAUGGGAUAUUAUGGGAGUGGAGAUGAACUUCCAGGUGCCGCACAGCUUUCUAAAGAAGAUCGGCAAAGUCUGAAAGCUUCACUUCCCAAGAUGGCUCAGGGUGAUAUUCCUCCACCCCCUAAAAAGGUUAAGGAUGAACCUGAGGAUGCAGAAGAGGCAAAGUUGAUGAAAAAACAAAAUGAAGAACUAUAUGCUAUAAAGGAUCAAAUAUCGGGUCUUAAAAAGGAAGUAAUGAUUGAGUUAUUGGAAGAAAAUCAUCAGGGGGUUCCAUCUGGCACAUCAAAUAUCCUAAGUCUUUUAUCCGAUGUGUUAUAUUUUGGAGCUCUUCAACCCUGUCCAAAAUGUAAAGGACAACUUAUAUAUCAUUCUGGUUCGGGUUAUAAAUGCACUGGUAAUGUAACAGAAUGGACUAAAUGUGAUUAUGUUACACAGGAUCCGAAAAGAAAGAAGUGUAUAAUACCGAAUGACAUGAAGGAAGAUUUUCCAAUCAAGUCAUACAAGUCAAAAGUAAAAAAACGAGUGUUUAAGAUAACAGCACCAUCAUCGUCAAGUUUUGUUAAAAAAGAGGAUGAAACAGAUGGACCAAAAAUACAAGGGAAACCACGUCCUUUGAAGAACAUGCAGUUUGUUAUAUUAGGUCGUACACAGAAGGAUAAAGAGGAACUGAAAAAAGAAAUUUUAUUGUUGGGUGGUACUGUUACAACAAAAAUCCACCAAGAUCUGGCUGCUGUAAUUUCAAACCAAAAUGAAGUAGACAAGAUGAAUAAAAGAAUGGAAGAAGUUAAAUCGCAUGACAUUCAAGUAAUAACAGAAGAUUUUAUAGACGAAGCAAAAGAAUACACGGACGCUCCUAUCAUGCUUUUGAAAAAGAAAACUAUUUCCAGCUGGGGUGGCGAUAUUAAUGCUAGACUUUCUAAUGUCAUCGCAAAAUCUACUGCCUCCAAGAGUAAGAGCAAAUUUGAGAAAUCGGGUUCUGGCAAGAUGAAGGUUAAGAUAAAGGGUGGUGGAGCUGUUGAUCCUGAUAGCGGUUUAGAAAAUGUUGCACAUAUUUAUCAAAGAGGCAAAGAUAAAUAUACCGUGACGCUAGGUUUAACGGACAUACAAGCAAAGAAAAACAGUUAUUACAAGAUGCAAAUUCUGAAAAAUGAUCGCAACGAGAGAUAUCACUUAUUUAGAAGUUGGGGUCGGAUUGGCACCACGAUUGGCGGUAACAAGUUGGAUGAAAUGUCUUUGGAAGAAUGUAUAGAACAGUUCGAAUCGUUGUACAAGGACAAGACUGGUAACCGCUGGCAGAAUAGAGAGAAUUUUGUUAAACAGCCGAAUUUGAUGUAUCCGAUAGAUAUAGAUCAUGGCGAUCAAGAGGUUGCCUCUCUAGAUUCGGAUAUCAAGAGUAACUUGCAGAAACCGAUCCAGGAUCUGAUACGCCUCAUUUUCGACGUAGCAGAGAUGAGAAAAGUUAUGCUGGAAUUCGAAAUAGAUUUGGAUAAAAUGCCGCUUGGAAAACUGUCUAAGAAACAAAUUGAGCAAGCUUAUGCCGUUUUAACGGAAUUGCAGGAGAUGCUCAAAAAGAGUAACACAGACCGCACUACGUUGAUCGAUGCUUCCAACAGAUUCUAUACGCUGAUACCACACAAUUUUGGAGUAUCCGGACCGAAAAUUCUUGAAACAUUGGAAGAAAUUCAGACCAAGUGCGAUAUGCUGAAUGCCUUACUCGAGAUGGAGAUCGCGUACCAUCUUCUGUGUGACAAGACCAAUGAGAAAGAGAAUCCUCUCGACAGUCAUUACAAACAAUUGAAGACUGACAUCGACGUAUUGGACAAGACGAGCGAUGAGUUUAAGAUGAUCGAAAAGUACGUAAAGAAUACUCACGCAGCUACGCAUAGGCAGUAUGAGCUCGAGAUCGAGGAAGUGUUUGUUAUUAAGAGACAAGGCGAAGAACAGAGAUUCAAACCCUUCAAGAAAUUGCACAACAGAAAAUUACUCUGGCACGGAUCGAGAACUACAAAUUACGCGGGAAUACUGUCCCAAGGUUUGCGUAUCGCGCCUCCGGAAGCGCCCGUUACCGGUUACAUGUUUGGCAAGGGUAUAUAUUUCGCAGAUAUGGUAUCGAAGUCUGCAAAUUAUUGCUGCACGCACAGCCAGAGUCCAACUGGUUUAUUGAUGCUCUGCGAAGUUGCCCUGGGUAAUAUGUAUGAGAGAUACCAAUCGGACUACAUCGAGAAGCUACCAAAAGGAAAGCAUUCGACAAUGGGCUGCGGUCAAACGCAUCCUGAUCCACAGGAUGUCUACAAGACCGAGGACGGCGUUGAAGUGCCCUAUGGAAAGGGAGUACCUGCCAAGAUUAAAAAUUCGGCAUUAUUAUACAAUGAAUACAUCGUUUACGAUGUGGCUCAGGUGAAAGUACGAUAUUUGAUAAAAAUGAAUUUCAAAUACAAAUAUUAAGUUAUUUAAUCCAAAAUUGUGACGUUUAAGUUCAUGGUAUAAGUAAGGUUUUUUAAUAUUACGAGAUUGCGUGUUAUUCGCUACUAUUGAUUAAUAAUCAAUAUAAAUUCCAGUGAAGAGAGAGAGAGAGAAAAGAGAUUUCUCUGGUGUUACAAUUGUUAAACUCUAUAGCCUUUUUUUAAUCUUCAAUGAUAAUUUUUAAAUUUCUGUGUUUUUGUUUAAAACCAUAUGUAACUUGUUUAUGCACCAAAUAAGUGUUGCUACCUCGAAUAUAAUGUAAGAUCUAUAAUAAAUUUUUCAUAAAAUA
Molecule: messenger RNA, 3494 nt
Organism: Solenopsis invicta (red fire ant)
Lineage: Eukaryota; Metazoa; Arthropoda; Insecta; Hymenoptera; Formicidae
Gene: Parp1
Product: poly [ADP-ribose] polymerase
Exons: 5
Coding region: 242-3187 (981 amino acids)
Cellular component (GO): nucleus
Molecular function (GO): NAD+ poly-ADP-ribosyltransferase activity; DNA binding; NAD binding
Source: RefSeq, a predicted model, not a curated record